Messenger RNA from Loxodonta africana (African savanna elephant), 2175 nucleotides. Its product is annotated as von Willebrand factor A domain-containing protein 5A-like. The coding region runs from base 1 to 2175 and encodes 724 amino acids. The record is from RefSeq and is a predicted model, not a curated record. The transcript is spliced from 15 exons. NCBI's taxonomy places the organism in Eukaryota, Metazoa, Chordata, Mammalia, Proboscidea, Elephantidae.
AUGGUGCCCCCUUGUGGCCUACUCACGCGUCGAGAGGAGCCAAUGCCACUAAAGAGCAUCUCUGUGACCUUGUCCAUACAAGAGUUUGUGGCUGAUGUGUCUGCAACCUUAAACUAUGAGAAUAAGGGGAGAGUUCCUGUGGAGGCCUUCUUUGUGUUUCCCAUGAAUGAAGACUCAGCUGUCUAUAGCUUUGAGGCCUUGGUGGAUGAGAAGAUAAUUGUGGCAGAAUUACAGGACAAGAUGAAGGCCCAUGCCUCCUAUGAGAAUGCCAUCUCUCAGGGCCACCAGGCCUUCCUACUGGAAGAGGAUGUGAGCUCCAGGGAUGUCUUCUGUUGCAAUGUGGGCAACCUCUAUCCUGGGUCAAAGGUGGCACUCACUCUGAAGUAUGUGCAAGAGCUGCCUCUGGAACCAGAUGGGGCCCUGCGCUUUGUGUUCCCAGCUAUCCUGAAUCCACGAUACCAUCUGUCCCGAUGGCCUGUGAACACAUGCCUUCAAAUUAAGGCUCCUGUAGUUGCUUUGGAUAACCUGCCCUACACGCUCAGCAUGACUGCCACUAUCAGUUCCCAGCACGGCAUCAAGAAGGUCCGGUCCAAUUGUCGUUUGACUCCUCUUAAAUAUCUUGGAAAUGAUAAAACUACUGCUCAGAUUUCCCUGGAUGAUGGGCACAAGUUUGAUCGAGACAUGCAGCUCCUGAUUUACUACAGUGAGGUGCACACCGCAAGUGUAGCUGUGGAACUGGGGAAACCAGAAACAAGUCCAGAUUGCUUUAUGGAAAAGCCAACUGCUAUGGUGAGUUUCUAUCCCAAUAUCCCACAAGCUCAGCCACCAGUUACCUGUGGAGAAUUUAUCUUCUUCAUGGACCGCUCAGGAAGUAUGCAGUGCCCCAUGAGUAAACAGGAUAAAUCCCAGUUGCGCAUAGAUGCUGCCAAGGAGACACUGAUUUUGCUGCUGAAGAGUUUACCUGUCUUUGGAUUUGGAUCUUCCUAUGAGUCAUGCUUUCAAGAUAGUGUGAGGUACACUCAGCAUACCAUGGAAGAGGCACUGAGGAAAAUUAAUGUUAUGAAAGCAGACCUAGGGGGCACUGAAAUCUUGACAACAUUCAAUGCCAUAUAUGGGUCACCCACCAUCCCUGGCCACCCUCUGCAGCUUUUUGUCUUCACAGAUGGAGAAGUUAGUGACACAUUUAGUGUAAUGAGCGAAGUUAAGAGCAACAGCAAGAGGCACAGAUGUUUCUCAUUUGGUAUUGGAGAAGGUGUUUCUACUAGCCUGCUAAAAGGCAUUGCCCGAGCAACAGGGGGCACUUCAGAGUUUAUCAGUGCCCAGGACAGGAUGCGGUCCAAGGCUCUUUUAGCCCUGAAGCGUUCUCUGCAGCCUGUGGUAGAGGACUUCUCACUAAGCUGGUCUUUGCCUCUUGGCCUGUCUGCUAAAGUGCUUUCCCCAGAGCAGCCAGUCAUCUUUAGGGGUCAGAGAUUAAUCAUCUAUGCCCAAUUAAUUGGGCUGAUGCCGCCAAAAGAGGCAAGAGGAGAAGUAUGCCUCACGUACAAACUUCAGGGCAAGAGUUUUGAGAAUAAGGUGACAUUUUCUCUACAUUCCAAGCCUGAUGCCAACUUCACCAUUCACCACCUUUCUGCCAAGUCCUUGCUCCAGUUAAAGGACAUGGGCUUCAGAGAGACUCCAGCAAAUGACAAAAAAGAAGUUUUGAAGAUUAGCCUUGAGUGUGGAAUCGUGAGCUCUCACACAGCUUUCAUUGCCAUCAGCAAGGAUCUCAAUCAACCAGUUCAGGGGCCGCUGGUUUGUAGGGAUAUUCCAAGGCCAGUUCUGUUGGGUGCUGUCACUGCAAUGCCAAGAUGCUAUGGAGGUGCUUAUGCAAAGGCCUCAUCCUCCUACUACACACCUGCAGCUGACUCCAUGAGGAGAAGUCCUUAUUACUCAAACAUGCCAUUUCAGCCAAGAAGCAAUGGAGGCUCAAAUAUUUUUGGUCACCGUAGGCCAAUGAGUUACAGGGAAAUGUACACCCUAGUCUUUGGAGAUAAUCACCUCGUGCAGCUAAUUUGCCUCCAAAAGGCAGACGGUUCUUGGGAUCUGAAUGAAGGUCUGGCCUUGGUCCUAGGUACGAGUGUGGAAGACAUACUGGCUGCCCUUCCUCACAAGGUGAGAUUCCCAGAAGAAAAAUGA